AGGGCUCGAUGGCAUGCCGAGUUUGCGCCGUCCGGGGCUUCCUCCCACUUCUCAUGCUCGAUAAAACGCUGUAAGGGCUUUUCACCCUGCACGAUACUCCUGUUUCCCUCGGAAACCGAGGCGAUAUUUUACAGUCGUGGUGCGAGCGGCCGGUGAAAAAUGCGCGGGGCGGUACAUCGCCGAGAACAAAAAUCGAUAAUGGACGAGAUGCGAGUUUCCAGUAGUACGCGCGAAACGCACGGUGCAACGUGUAACAUGCUGACGGUGCUGUCGAAACGCGAGAAAAUCAGCGACCAACGCGCGACGGGAGCGUCUGAACGACGACGCCGUGAUCGCGAGUGCCGCAGCUCCCGAUUAUCGACCACGGAUGCAGGCCCGCCAUGGUCAAGGCGCAGCCGCGGCCCAGGCGCGGUCGUCGCGAUCAAAGCUGUCGGACUUCUUCCACCUCUGGGUCAACAACAUCCGACUGUUCUACUCCUGGGGCAACUUGGAAAGCUUGACACCAGAGCUGCCUAGCACGAUGGGCAAUCUGCAGAGCGACAGCAAGAAGAAACUGAAGAGGAAGGAGCCCGCGACGGUACCAACGUCCACGUCCGCGGAUGAGCUCGAGACGGCCGAGGACCAGAGGAAAGAUAAGCGGGACCAACCACCCAAAGUUCCGGAGAGGCGCGACAAAUCACGCGAGCCGACUGAGAUCAGUUUCGAGAAGGUGCACACGCCGGGACACGUCAAGAGACAGGCACCGCCGCCGCCACCGACGGUCGUGUUAUCUAAGGACACGCAGGAAAGUGUAGAGCCUGAAUGUCGCAAGGAUACCGCAAUAACGGCGAAGCCAUGCGUAACAACGACGGAGCCUUUCCGCACGAGUACCACGACGCCAACGACGACACCGGCCCAGACCCCGACAACACCGCAGACAACCCAGCUGCCACCACUGUUGGUGACCGAUUCAUGGCGUUUGGCAAACAAGGGUCUGGUUGUUACGGAAAUGCCGACGCCACCCAGUCAAGAGUCCUCGAGCGACAGUGUCUUUACCGAUCCCGGCGAACUCACCAUGAGUCCAGUCACGGCGGCCACGAGACCGGAAGUGAUGAAACAUAAACCGAUCCCGGAAACCGACAAGGAGGCUGAGAAGAGUUCGUUCACGAUCUCGAAGCACAAGAAGAUCCAUCUUUCAGUAAUGAGUCCCCGAAGUACAACGUCGAGCGAGAAAAGCGCAAUAUCGGUGCCGAGUUUCAGCACUCCGCAGAGGCGACAUAGCGUCUACGAGUCGUCGACAAACGAAGGCAGAGUGCUGAGAAGAGUGGCCAGCAUGACUCUGGACCGAAAUAGCACGAAGAAAAGAAGGAAUUUCAAGAAUAUCAUCGGCCAGAAAACGGAUCGUCAGAAACAAUCUAAAGAACAAGAAUUACCAAUCUCUACGAUCUCUGCCUUAUCGAACAAAGAUGUGAAGAAGAAUUUUACAUCCCUGAUAGAUCGGACAAGUACUGGCACGUUGGCAGAUGAGCCUCUUUCAGCUCGAACUAAAUCGAGCCAAACCUGCUGCGAAUAUUCCACCCUUGAAGAUGUUCAUUCGUACGAGGAAGAGGUGAAGAAACUGAGAGAUGAGCUUAAUCGUUUGCGUGAGAUAUCUAUAGAUCGACAAAUAAAUACCAAGGGACAAUCUACUCAGACCUCACCGAGCAGUUUAUCAUUGGCUGAUGAAAAUGCCAGUGAAAGAAAUAAAUUGGAUACUAGUAGAUCAACGCUCAGUGACGUUACGGAUCUCGACCAAGUUAAGAUGACUCUUCUGCUUUCCUCCACACCGACUGACAAGGUCGAUCGGUCGUGCUUAUCGCAUCAGACCCACGCAUCUAGCGAAGAUCUGGCAGCGUAUCCAGUACCAUUACCACCUCCAUUACCAUCAGAGACAUUCUUGAAAAACUUGAGAUCUACAUCGACGACAUCAUUCAUUCCGCCGCCUCCACCGCCGCCGUCUCCGUUCAUACUUGCGACCGAAUCGGCCCGAAGUGGCGACGAAAGGACAGCUCCAUUAUCAACAAAAUUAACGGACGUUUCUAGAAUGUCAGUACCACCACCCCCACCUCCUCCCAUGCCGUCCCAAAGUAUUAUAAGUACUUUUCCACCUCCGCCGCCUCCUCCACCUCCGCCACCAUCCACGCCGAUGUCAAGCACUACGAGUACGAUCCCUCCACCUCCGCCUAUGCAGGCCAUCAUAAGCGCGAUAUCUCCGCCGUCUCCUCUACAAAAUAUGAUACCUCCUCCACCACCACCACCUCCGCCGCCACCUCCACCUCCAUUUCUAACCGGACCGAUCCAGACUAUUGAGAGUGGUAUACCUCCUCCUCCACCGCCACCUUCUCAAAGUGCACCAUGUGACAUGUCUUCGUCUAUGCAAAUUACCAUGACUGGGAUACCUCCUCCACCGCCGCCGCCGCCUACACCGAUGUUAAACACAUGCGGGAUACCACCACCACCACCUCCUCUGCCGCCUUCCUUCGUGUCAGAUGCUAUUGGCGCGGUGCCUCCACCGCCACCUCCGUUACCUGGAACUGCGCAGACUGGUCCACCACCUCCACCACCGCCGCCUGGUAUGCAGGGUGACAUACCUCCACCACCUCCACCUCCCAUCGGAGAUUCAGGUGCGGGUCCUCCACCACCGCCAAUGGCACCGCCGCCACCCCCAGGGACAAUUGGACCUUGCCCUCUUCCUGCACCACCGGCCGGAGGAUGGAAUCCACCGAGUAGAGCUAUUAUGAGAAAGCAACCUUUAAAUCCUGAUGUGCCUAUGAAGCCACUUUACUGGACGAGGAUUUUAGUGCCAGUCACUUCGGCCAGUCAGACUUCUGUAAACACUACAGAUUUGUCACCUCAGGUGCCUCUGUGGUUAGAACUUGCGGAAGAGAAAAAUUUAAAUAUGAAGGAAUUUGCCGACUUAUUUUCGCGGCAAGUAAGAGAAAAGAAUCUGGCGGGAAAAAAAAUUGACGGGAUAUCCAAAAGUUCAAAGAUUCAACCUGCAAAAAUACUGGAUUCGAAACGUUCAAAAAUGGUGGGAAUUCUUGAAAAAAGCUUACACAUUGAUUUUAGCGAGAUCGAGAAUGCGGCCUAUAAUUUAGAUACAAGUGUUAUCAGUUUGGAGGCGUUGCAACAAAUUUAUGAAAUCAAACCCACGCAGAAGGAAAUAGAAGAGAUCGCAGCUCAUGAAGCAACUUAUCCGGACAUUCCUCUCGAUCAGCCAGAAUUAUUUCUCAAACGGUUAUCUGGCAUAAAACACUUCUCUGAAAGAAUAGCCUGCCUGAUGUUGCAAUCGGAAUUCCAGGACGCGAUUUCGUCGGUCUCGUAUAAGCUGAACAACGUGCGAACUACCUGUGAUUUUCUGAUCAACUCCGAGCCUUUAAAGAAAGUAAUGGCCAUUAUAUUGACUCUGGGUAAUUACAUGAACGGCGGAAAUAUGAUGCGCGGACAGGCCGAUGGCUUCGGCUUGGAAAUUCUUGGCAAAUUAAAGGACGUGAAAUCUAACGUACCCGGCAUCACCUUGUUGCACUAUGUCGUCAAUGUGAAAUUGUCCCAGGAAAAGGAGCAUAACUUCGAAGAGCCGUUGCCUUUACCUGUGCCUGAACCGGCUGACGUAGAAGCCGCAUCUACGAUCAAGUUCGAUGAUAUCGCUAAAGAACUCGAUAGAUUGGACAAGGAGCUACAAGCAUGUUCACAAAUGUGUAGUACAAUUGUGGAAGCAGAUCCAGCUACAUCCAAAAUAUUUAAGAAAAAAGUAGAUUCAUUUGUGACGAAAGCGAAUAUCGAAUUAGCGAGUGAAAAAGAAGAUUUAUUGGAGGCUAAAAACAAAUUCAAAGCUGUGAUGAAGUUUUAUCAAUUUGUUCCUAAAGGCUCCACUCUGGAAACCGCAGAACCCUAUGACUUCUUCAUUCUGUGGCUUGGUUUUUGUCGAGAUUUUAAGGAUAUCUGGAAGAGAGAACAGCAGCGAAUACGAAAGGAACGAAUGGAGGAAAUUCGCAGAAAGUACGAGAGUAAAUCUGAUGUCGUAAGAGUAAAAUUAAAUCCGCACGGAUUGAAAGCGAAAUUACAGAAACUUACAACUAAAAAACAAACCCAAAGAUAGUCUUAUCGAAGUAUUUAUAAAUUAAUUAUUAAAAGCUUUGAUUAACAGUAAUAGACACACUUAUAUUCGCUAAAUUCUAAAUUUCAUAAAUAAUUUUUGUUCUCUGACGUUCGAAAGGAAUUUAGCUGUAUAUUAAUUUCUAAUUUAUAUUUGUUCAUUAUUUUCGAAUUGAAUCGAGAAUGAUGAUACCGUAACGUAUGAAUUUUGUACAAAAUAGGUUAUUUGCACAAAUUAUUAGAUAAAUUAUUCCAUUAAAAAAUCCGUUUUUACAAUCCUUCUUACGAAAGUCUAUUACAAACUUUGCAUUUCAAAUCGCGCAAUAGGAAAUGUCGCUUUUCAGAAAUAGAUCUGGAAUUGCUCAAAAGCAAAAUAAUUUUAUAGUUUAAAUUUCGAUUAAUCAUUACAGAAACAUUUUGAGAAAUUCACGCAACGAAAUGCGAUCGAUUUUGAUCCAAGUACGAUAAGAAUUGCUGGUCGCAAAACGUCCUUAAGCAAUCAGUUGAUAAGAUAGCUGAUCUAUAUCAUAUGCAAGUUAUAGUUGUUACAGACUGAAAUGUUAACAAAACAGUAAUAUAUACUUAAAUAGACUAUUUGGAUUUUAUUAAUAAUAAAUUACUGACCGCGUUAUAAAAAUAAAUAUUGACAACAACUUUACGGGUAUUACUUAUGAAAGCGUUUCAAUCUCUAUAUUGUUUUGAGUGAUUUAGCAAAUGCAUAUUAAAGAGUGUUCAAUAACACAAGGUUUGUUCUUUUUAAUUGUAUUUUCUUUCAUUGUUUGCAUUCAACAAGCAAACAACGCAAGGCUCUAAAAAAAUUGUAGGAAACUUUAGAAAAUACAACUAAAAGGAAUACCUGUACUAUAAAUGUCUAUGAUGA
Molecule: messenger RNA, 4993 nt
Organism: Pogonomyrmex barbatus (red harvester ant)
Lineage: Eukaryota; Metazoa; Arthropoda; Insecta; Hymenoptera; Formicidae
Biological process (GO): cortical actin cytoskeleton organization
Cellular component (GO): cytoskeleton; cytoplasm
Molecular function (GO): actin filament binding
Source: RefSeq, a predicted model, not a curated record